CUUCCACAGGAAGCUGUCGAGUUCAAGAUGUCGAAUGCGGUUUGCGAGAGCUAUAACAAAUCGUGGUUUGUCAUACACAAAUGUCGCCUGCGAGCAGUUAAUCGGGAUAAAACAACCAUGAAUUUGAAUGGAACUGUCCUGCAUCCAGCUUACGAUAUUUUUGUUAGGGCGCAAAUAUUGAAGAAGGCGAAUGGCUACAAGCCCUGGCUCUACAAUAUGAACAUCGAUGUAUGCCGUUUCCUGAAGAAACCGUACAACCCAGUUGCAAUAGUUAUUUUUAAAAUGUUCAAGGAGUUCACCAACUUUAAUCAUACGUGUCCCUUUAUAGGCCCACAAAUCGUGGAUGGAUUUUAUCUGCGAUGGAAAUUUUUGCCAAAUGUUCUGCCAACAGGAGAAUAUCAAUUGGCCAUGACCUGGUACUUUGAUAAGAGACCACAAUUUGUGACGAACAUCUACUUUACCUUCAAGGAGGACUUGUGA
Molecule: messenger RNA, 480 nt
Organism: Drosophila virilis
Lineage: Eukaryota; Metazoa; Arthropoda; Insecta; Diptera; Drosophilidae
Source: RefSeq, a predicted model, not a curated record